Messenger RNA from Egretta garzetta (little egret), 4038 nucleotides. RefSeq names its product protein tyrosine phosphatase receptor type U (gene PTPRU). The coding region runs from base 1 to 4038 and encodes 1345 amino acids. The transcript has 32 exons. Lineage: Eukaryota; Metazoa; Chordata; Aves; Pelecaniformes; Ardeidae. Gene Ontology annotation, molecular function: protein binding; protein tyrosine phosphatase activity. Gene Ontology annotation, biological process: protein dephosphorylation. Gene Ontology annotation, cellular component: membrane. The record is from RefSeq and is a predicted model, not a curated record.
AUGGGUCAGAGCCCUGUUUUGCUGUGUGGGGUGUUUGCAUGCAGCCGGGGUGAUACAUGGUGUGUCCUGCAGGUACCUGAGUCCCAAUUGCCUGCUGCCGGCUGCACCUUCGAGGAGGACGGCGACCCGAACCAGUGCGAGUACAGCCAGGGUGAGGACGAUGACUUUGGGUGGGAGCUGGUCCGCAGCUAUAUGAUGCCACACCUGACGGCUGACCUGCCUCACGGGUCCUACCUGAUGGUGAACUCCUCGCAGCACGCUCCGGGCCAGAGGGCUCACCUGCUCUUCCAGGCGCUGAGCGAGAAUGACACCCACUGCCUCCAGUUCAGCUACUUCAUGUACAGCCGGGAUGGCCACAGCCCCGGCACCCUCAGCGCCUAUGUCCGGGUGACGGGGGGCCCGGUGGGCAGCGCUGUCUGGAACGCCUCCGGCUCCCACGGCCACCAGUGGCACCAGGCGGAGUUGGCCGUCAGCUUGUUCUGGCCCAGCGAGUACCAGGUCCUCUUCGAGGCGGUGGUCUCCAGUGAGCGCAGGGGCUAUCUUGGCUUGGAUGAUAUUUUGCUCUUGAAUUAUCCGUGCUCGAAAGCGCCUCAUUUCUCCCGCCUGGGCGACGUGGAGGUCAACGCGGGGCAGAAUGCCACCUUCCAGUGUGUGGCCGCUGGCAAGGCUGCCGAGGCCGAGCGGUUCCUCAUGCAGAGGCAGAGCGGUGAGGUGGUCCCCGCUGCCUCUGUGAAGCACAUCAGCCACCGGCGCUUCCUGGCCACCUUCCAGCUGGACGAGGUGUCCAAGGAGGAGCAGGACCUGUACCGCUGCGUCACCCAGUCCAGUCGCGGCUCGGGCGUCUCCAACUUCGCUGAGCUCAUUGUGAAAGAGCCCAUGCGGGCCCCCAAAGGCCUGGCUUUCUCCGAAAUCCAGUCCAGGCAGCUGACGUUGCAGUGGGAACCACUGGGUUACAACCUGACCCGCUGUCACACCUACACCGUCUCGCUCUGCUACCGCUAUUUCGUGGGCACCGGCCACAACCAAACCUUCCGGGAGUGCGUGAAGAUGGAGCGUAACGCCAACCGCUACACCAUCAAAAACCUGCUGCCCUACAAGAACAUCCACGUCAAGCUCAUCCUCUCCAACCCUGAGGGUCGCAAGGAGGGCAAGGAGGUGAUAUUCCAGACAGAUGAGGAUGUGCCUGGCGGCAUUGCCUCGGAGUCCCUCACCUUCACCCCGCUGGAGGACAUGAUAUUUCUGAAGUGGGAGGAACCGGUGGAGCCCAACGGCCUCAUCACGCAGUACGAGAUCAGCUACCAGAGCAUCGAGUCCUCCGACCCGGCGGUCAAUGUGCCUGGCCCGCGGCGCACCGUCUCCAAACUACGCAAUGAGACCUACCACGUCUUCUCCAACCUCCACCCUGGCACCACCUACCUCUUCUCUGUCCGGGCCCGCACUGGCAAGGGCUUUGGGCAGACGGCGCUCACCGAGAUCACCACCAAUAUCUCCGCUCCCACCUUUGACUACGGGGACAUGCCGUCGCCGCUGAGCGAGUCAGAGAGCACCAUCACGGUGCUGCUGCGGCCGGCGCAGGGCAGAGGGGCUCCCAUCAGCACCUACCAGGUCAUCGUAGAAGAAGACCAGCCCAAGAAGCUCAAGCGGGAGCUGGGUGGGCAGGAGUGCUUCCCGGUGCCGCUCACCUUCGAUGACGCCAUGUCCCGCGGCUCUGUACACUACUUUGGAGCCGAGCUGCCCGCCAGCAGCCUCACCGAAGCCAAACCCUUCACCGUGGGGGACAACCAGACCUACAGUGGCUACUGGAACCCACCGCUGGAGCCCAAGAAGGCAUAUCUCAUCUACUUCCAAGCCAUGAGCAACCUCAAAGGGGAAACCCGGCUGAACUGCGUCCGGAUCGCCCGCAAAGCUGCCUGCAAAGAGAGCAAACGUCCCCUGGAGGUGUCGCAGCACUCGGAGGAGAUGGGCCUGAUCCUGGGGAUCUGUGCCGGAGGGCUCAUCGUCCUGAUUAUCCUUCUGGGAGCCAUCAUCGUCGUUAUUCGGAAAGGGAGGAACUACUAUUCUUAUUCCUAUUACCCAAAACCCGUCAACAUGACCAAAGCGACCAUUAACUACCGCCACGAGAAGACACACAUGAUGAGUGCCAUCGACAGGAGCUUCACCGACCAGAGCACGCUGCAGGAGGACGAGCGCCUGGGGCUCUCCUUCAUGGACACCCACAACUACGGCAACCGAGGUGACCAGCGCAGCAGCGUGGUCAAUGAGUCCAGCAGCUUGCUGGGGGGCUCCCCUCGCCGCCAGUGCGGCCGCAAAGGGUCCCCGUACCACACCGGGCAGCUCCAUCCCGCCGUGCGGGUGGCGGAUCUCCUCCAGCAUAUCAACCAGAUGAAGACGGCAGAAGGCUACGGCUUCAAGCAGGAGUAUGAGAGUUUCUUUGAAGGCUGGGAUGCUUCGAAGAAGAAAGACAAGACUAAAGGGAGACAGGAUCAUGUGUCGACAUACGACCGUCACCGAGUGAAGCUGCACCCGCUGCUGGGUGAUCCCAACUCGGACUACAUCAAUGCCAACUACAUCGAUAUUCGGAUUAACCGAGAAGGCUACCACAGGUCCAACCACUUCAUAGCCACACAAGGGCCCAAGCAGGAGAUGGUGUAUGACUUCUGGCGCAUGGUGUGGCAGGGGCACUGUUCCAGCAUCGUGAUGAUAACCAAGCUGGUGGAGGUGGGCCGGGUGAAAUGCUCCAAAUACUGGCCGGAUGACUCCGAGAUGUACGGGGACAUCAAGAUCACCCUGGUGAAGUCGGAGACACUGGCUGAGUACGCCGUCCGCACCUUUGCUCUCGAGAGGCGGGGCUACUCGGCCCGGCACGAGGUGAAGCAGUUCCACUUCACGUCCUGGCCCGAGCACGGUGUCCCCUACCACGCCACGGGCCUGCUGGCCUUUAUCCGCAGGGUGAAGGCAUCGACGCCGCCCGAUGCCGGCCCCAUCGUCAUCCACUGCAGCGCCGGCACGGGGAGAACUGGCUGCUACAUCGUCCUGGACGUUAUGUUGGACAUGGCUGAGUGCGAGGGCGUCGUGGACAUCUACAACUGCGUGAAGACCCUGUGCUCACGAAGGAUCAACAUGAUACAGACGGAGGAGCAGUACGUCUUCAUUCACGACGCCAUCCUGGAAGCCUGCCUGUGCGGGGAGACCAGCAUCCCCACCAGCGAGUUCAAGCCCACCUACAAGGAGAUGGUGAGGAUAGAGCCGCAGAGCAACUCCUCGCAGCUGCGGGAGGAGUUCCAGACCCUGAACUCGGUGACUCCGCACCUGGACGUGGAGGAGUGCAGCAUCGCCCUCCUGCCCCGCAACCGGGAGAGGAACCGCAGCAUGGACGUCCUGCCGCCCGACCGAUGCCUUCCCUUCCUCAUCUCCGUGGACGGAGACAGCAACAACUACAUCAACGCGGCCUUAACCGAUAGCUACACCAAGAGUGCUGCCUUCAUCGUCACCCUGCACCCGCUGCAGAACACCACCACCGACUUCUGGCGGUUGGUGUACGACUACGGCUGCACCUCCAUCGUCAUGCUCAACCAGCUCAACCAGUCCAACUCUGCCUGGAGCUUGAUGAUGGUGACGAUAGGGUCGAGUAUUCAUGGCCUGCUAACCAGAUUAGGUUUCAAAACUAACCAGAUUACCAGGUUGCAGGAGGGGCACCUGAUGGUCCGGCAUUUCCAGUACCUGCGGUGGUCGGCGUACCGAGACACCCCGGACUCCAAGAAGUCCUUCCUGCACCUCCUGGCCCAAGUGGAGAGGUGGCAGAAGGAGAGCGGCGAUGGCAGGACCGUGGUGCACUGCCUGAACGGAGGUGGCCGGAGCGGCACCUUCUGUGCCUCCACCAUGAUCCUGGAGAUGAUCAAGUGUCACAACAUGGCAGACAUUUUCUAUGCUGCAAAGACCCUCCGCAACUACAAGCCAAACAUGGUAGAGACCUUGGAGCAGUAUCAUUUCUGCUACGACAUAGCACUGGAAUACCUGGAGUCCCUGGAGACCAGAUAG